AUGCAUCCACUGAGAGAGAGAGCAUGUGACCAUUUGCUAGAACAUCCUUUACUACGCACUCCACCACCCGAACCAGAGAGGCCACGACCGCCUCGCGUACGGAAACCAAGGGAAUUUAAACUUCCGCCAAGGUUUCCCUUGCUUUCUAAAGAUUUUUAUGCAACAUGGUGCAAUCAUCAAAAAGAACUGCAAAUGUCUAAGCAUAAGGUGGACGAUCACCCGCCGGAACUUUUUCCUGAAUUAUAUUUGAAGCCUCGAAGGCUCAACUACUACGCUCGUCAGUUGGAAGAAAAUAUGAACGUUAAUAAAGAAUUGCUCAAACGAAUUAAUCUCAUACAAAGGACUGGGGGUUUUGUGGAUUGCUGGAUGUACCCCGAGCCUACGGACACAUACAAUAAGCUGUUGUGUAAACAAAGACAACGUGUCUUGGAUGAAAUACGAAAACAAAACUUGUAUUUUUAUUCGAGGCUUCUUAUAGCGAGAUCGGAACAACCUCUCACAAAAGAACUGGAAGAUGCGUGGAAGGAUACAAAGCAUAAACUUAUAUUGGGUGCAUCGCUUCCAUUUAUUCUUUUCAAAACUGAGAAAAUUGAUCGUGAUAUUAGAGAUCCUGCUUUCGACAAACCACCAAAUGUAAACCGUACAAAAGUGUCUUUGGACAUUUGGGUUGUCGGAGGCUCAAAGAUCGGACGUGUUAUUGCUGAAUUAUUCAAUGAAAUUGCACCUAAAACUUGUCAAUUAUUCCUUAGUCUUUUAAAAGGUGAUUCCAGAGGACACGCGUACAUGGGGACCAGGUUUUUCAGAGUUGUACCGAAUCUAUACUGUCGUGGAGGUGACGUCGUCAAAGACAAUGGUUUUGGUUGUUUUUUGCCCGAAGGUGAAGUAGAACUGAUGACAGCUGAGAACUUUAAAUUAAAUCACACUGUACCAGGAGUAAUGUCUAUGGCAGUCACACCAGACAAUGAAGUUUGCGGACAGUUCAAUAUAAUUUUCAAACCUCUACCUCAGUUUGACGGAAAACAUGUCGUCUUUGGAAGAAUUAUCGCGGGUCCAACUCAAGCCCUCGAACGUAUCAGUGCUUUAGGGUUGCCACUCGGCACUACCACCUCCGACUGUAUUAUACGCAACUGUGGCUGGUUUACACGUAGCGGACAAUACAGAGAUGGCAACCCCAAUACUAUCAAGUUUCCGCCGAGGAGAAAAGCUAAAAAGUAG
This is a messenger RNA of Danaus chrysippus (African queen), 1215 nucleotides long. The record is from the annotation of a GenBank genome assembly. Lineage: Eukaryota; Metazoa; Arthropoda; Insecta; Lepidoptera; Nymphalidae.